AUGGGUAAAGGAAAGCCAAGAGGUCUCAACGCCGCGCGCAAGCUGCGCAACCACCGCCGUGAGCAGCGCUGGGCCGAUCUGUCCUUCAAGAAGCGUCUUUUGGGAACCGCCUUCAAGUCCUCGCCGUUCGGUGGAUCCUCCCACGCCAAGGGUAUCGUCCUCGAGAAGGUCGGUGUUGAGGCCAAGCAGCCCAACUCGGCUAUCCGAAAGUGUGUCCGUGUCCAGUUGAUCAAGAACGGAAAGAAGGUCACUGCUUUCGUCCCCAACGACGGUUGCUUGAACUUUGUCGACGAGAACGACGAAGUGCUCCUCGCUGGUUUCGGUCGCAAGGGCAAGGCCAAGGGUGAUAUUCCCGGUGUCCGUUUCAAGGUCGUCAAGGUUUCCGGUGUCGGUCUGUCGGCUCUGUGGAAGGAGAAGAAGGAGAAGCCCAGGUCGUAA
Ascochyta rabiei is the source of this 438-nucleotide messenger RNA. RefSeq names its product ribosomal protein S23. Gene Ontology annotation, cellular component: ribosome; cytosolic small ribosomal subunit. The record is from RefSeq and is a predicted model, not a curated record. The transcript has 3 exons. Gene Ontology annotation, molecular function: structural constituent of ribosome. Lineage: Eukaryota; Fungi; Ascomycota; Dothideomycetes; Pleosporales; Didymellaceae. Bases 1 to 438 code for a protein of 145 amino acids. Gene Ontology annotation, biological process: translation.